AUGGCUGAGGCUUGUGUCAACUUCGUCGCCCAUAUCUGGAAACCGAAUGUAUGCCGAGAUUGUGCGAGCACAAAGGAGAACCAUUUGAUAGGUCAAAUUUCUACUCCUUCGCAAUGUCUAGCUGAUCCGAUUGAAAAUGCGCUACCUGAAUCCAAGCACAGUGAGCAGAAAGUUUCGAAAUCAGGACGGACGAAAAGGCGUGAUGACGAAUAUCGAUUUAUUCGACUGGUGGAGAAGAGCAUCCAACUGUUAAUUGACCAGUCAGAUCUCAAAGAUGAAGAAAUUCGAAAAUUGAAAUCAGAACAAAAUAAAUUAGUCCAUUAUUAUCAAACAUUGGAAAAAGCGCUCGCAGAUGAAUUGGACUACCGUGAGCGACGCCAAUUAGAAAAGCAGCAUAUCUUAACGAUUUCACAGCAAACGCCAUCAUAUUGGGGACCGAAUGCCUUCACGGAACCUUAUCGAGAAAUAGUUCUUUCGAGGCAAUCCAAAGAAUUUCACAUGAUUAGCAGUUUAAUCAAUUCGACGAUUAGUCUACAUGACAAUCAAUAUGGAACGGUCAAUGGACGAGAUCCUACAGAGUUCGUAGUGAAACAGAUUAAACGAAUUCAAAAUGCUCGAUUAUGGCAUGAAUAUUGUUUCAAGAAGGACAGUAUUAUCCGUAAAAACAAUGACCAACUGUCCGAUUAUGGUAGUUCAAUAUACUUGGAGGCGACUCCAAUACUAACGCCUUUAUUAGAUAAAAGAGCGAAUGAAUAUUGGCUUUUUCAUGGUAGUAAUCCUGUAAAUAUACCUGAUUUAUUACAGGUUGGUUAUGAUCCUCGUGUAUCGAGCUUAUUCGGCUUAUUUGGCGGUGGUUUCUACUUGGCUGAAAAUUCUUCGAAAUCCAAUCAAUAUAUUCCAUGUCCUGGCUGUGGUAACAAUGCAAGAUUUAGACGUAUAGAAUGUUCGUGCAAAGAUCAGGACCAGUUUGUCUUUUCAAUCAUUCUCUAUCGUGUUGUACUGGGCGAUGUUCAUAUAGCUCUUCGUUAUAACAAAGAAAAAUAUUGUGAAGGUCUCAACCGAAACGGCCAACGGAUUCGUGUUCGACGUCCACCAGUGAAAACGAAUAGUCUAAAUCUGUAUGAUUCAGUGAUGGGUGAAAGCAUAGAAAAUGGUGGGACCUAUAUGAAACAUCGUGAAUUUGUUCUAUAUGACCAAGGACAAGCCUAUCCUGAAUAUGUUAUUGAUUUUCAACGAUCUGCAAACAAUCCGCGAGCGUCAGUUGACAUGAAACGUUUACAUGAAGAAUGUAACCAUUUUUUAAAACAUACUUUUCGAAGCGCACCGGAAUAA
Messenger RNA from Adineta ricciae, 1332 nucleotides. The record is from the annotation of a GenBank genome assembly. NCBI's taxonomy places the organism in Eukaryota, Metazoa, Rotifera, Eurotatoria, Adinetida, Adinetidae.